CCCGCCCCCCUGAAGGACGCUCAGUGCGCAUGCGCAAAGGAGGCGGUCGGGCCAAGACGGUUUGUGGCAGAGACACCGGGAGCAGCGAGUGCGAGCAAGGGACCCCGGGAACUGCCGCUCUACAGUAACAAAGGACACAGGACAUUGGGCCCUCACAGGAAGUGCAGCCCCCAGGUGCCUCAGGGACUCCCAGCAACUACAGAGGGGCCCUAAACCACAGCCUGUGAGAGCAGAGAGGGGCCCUAAACCACAGCCUGUGAGAGCAGAGAGGGGCCCUAAACCACAGCCUGUGAGAGCAGAGAGGGGCCCUAAACCACAGCCUGUGAGAGCAGAGAGGGGCCCUAAACCACAGCCUGUGAGAGCAGAGAGGGGCCCUAAACCACAGCCUGUGAGAGCAGAGAGGGGCCCUAAACCACAGCCUGUGAGAGCAGAGAGGGGCCCUAAACCACAGCCUGUGAGAGCAGAGAGGGGCCCUAAACCACAGCCUGUGAGAGCAGAGAGGGGCCCUAAACCACAGCCUGUGAGAGCAGAGAGGGGCCCUAAACCACAGCCUGUGAGAACAGAGAGGGGCCCUAAACCACAGCCUGUGAGAGCAGAGAGGGGCCCUAAAACAAAUCCUACAGAGUUAGAGGACUCCCAGAACCCAAGGAACAGAGAGGGGACACAGAGUACUCCAACUUAGAGCUACAAAGUGGGGCCUUAAAGAGUGACUGCAGAACACCCCUUGUGUCAGGGAGAGAAGUGACCCCAGAGGUCCCCAAUGUGAAGCAAGAAAGAGUCCCUCAAAAAUCACACUGUAAAGUAUCAUAGAGAAUCUUGGAGCCACCCCAUAGUAAUCGGCUAAAAGGAGGAAUCCCAGAGCACCCACAGUAACCGGCUAAAAGGAGGAAUCCCAGAGCAACCACGGUAACCGGCUGAAAGGAGGAAUCCCAGAGCACACACGGUAACAGUCUGAAAGGAGGAAUCCCAGAGCACCCACGGUAACAGUCUGAAAGGAGGAAUCCCAGAGCACCCACGGUAACAGUCUGAAAGGAGGAAUCCCAGAGCACCCACGGUAACUGGCUGAAAGGAGGAAUCCCAGAGCACCCACGGUAACCGGCUUAAAGGAGGAAUCCCAGAGCACCCACAGUAACCGGCUUAAAGGAGGAAUCCCAGAGCACCCACGGUAACCGUCUGAAAGGAGGAAUCUCAGAGCACCCACGGUAACUGGCUGAAAGGAGGAAUCCCAGAGCACCCCACGGUAACCGGCUGAAAGGAGGGAUCCCAUAGCACCCACGGUAACCGGCUGAAAGGAGGGAUCCCAGAGCACCCACGGUAACCGGCUGAAAGGAGGAAUCCCAGAGCACCCACGGUAACCGGCUGAAAGGAGGGAUCCCAUAGCACCCACGCUAACCGGCUGAAAGGAGGGAUCCCAUAGCACCCCACGGUAACCGGCUAACAGGAGGGAUCCAGAGCAUCCACAGUAACUGGCUUAAAGAAGGGAUUCCAGAUCACCCACCGUAACCGGCAGAAAGGAGGGAUCCCAGAACACCCAUGGUAACCGGCUAAACGAAGAGUCCAAGAGCACCUACACUAUUUUAGAUUAUAAGUGGGGUCCCCAGAGAUCCUACACCAAUCAACAGAGACAAGGUGUCUCAGAGCACACUAACUCUUAGCAAGGAGUAGUCCCAAAGCAUCACAGAGUGUCCUAAGUAUUUGCAAGAAAGACUGACUAAACAGCACUCCAAGUCAGCAGUGACUGGUCCAGUGCACCCCAAGGUAAAGCAUCAGAGAAGGGUCUCCGAGUACUUAUACUAGAAGAUUAAACACUCCUUUAUUUACAAAGUUUUAAUUCUUGGAACACAUCCUGAAUACAGAAUACACCUGCAGACCCCAAUUCUGAUCUCAUGUUUACAGCGCAGUAGAUUGUAAUUGAAGUACAGGACUUGGCUACAUGUUCAGAACUUAAUAAUCUAGGAGGCUCCAAGUCAAGAACAGUGACACUAACCCUUUGUAUACUCAUAAAAGCAAGUCUGAGUAUGUUGGGAUCGCACACAGCAUUCCUGGAGUAAGUGACCUGGGGCAGUCCAUCAACCUCUGAGCUAGCAUGGCAUCUGCGAUUUCUGAAACAAUGAGUGGCACUAGCCCAGGUAAGUCGCUGAUCCAGGUAUUGUAGCAAUGAUAAUAGGUUAAAAUGUUGCAACGAGGCUUACUUAUAUGAAAGAAAGGGAUAGCAGAAGAUGAUUUGAUCCUGGCUUGAAAACAAAAGUCUUUUAGACAAUCAGUAAUGCAGAAAAUUAUGGAACUUUAAGUUUUGCUUCUGGGGAUGCCAGAAUCAGUUCCUCAUAUUUUAAAUUCCGCGAUUCUAUCAUGCCUUUUGCAGAGAUUUGUAGUUCUUAACGCCAGAAUCAGGCCAAAUAUUUGUUCUACUUAAAUUGGAGUGGAUCAUUACGUGUAAAAAUGCACAUCAUAUUGACCAAGCCCCAGGCAAUUUCCCACUUUAAAAACAUUCACUAUAUGCAGAGUAAUUUCACUGCUUCCUUAUAAGGAAGCUCACAUUUUUCUUUUAUGGCCUUUUAAGAUAAGGAAGCACUUUAGGCACCAUACCCACUGCAGUUUACUGUAGUGGUUAUUGUGCAAGGAGUCUUUUGGUUCUCAGUUCUGCUUUUUCCUCAGUACCCAAAGCUUUGGUCCUUCUCCCACUGCUCCGUGGAUGAACAUGAUCUGUUUCAAAGUAAUCCAGACUUGGAUAGUAGUGAUAGUUUGCAAGUGCCCAGAAUUUAAACCUGCCUAAGUUAGGAAACAUAAUGCGGAAGUUGAGGGUCCUGAAAACCUAGGACAUCCAGAGAAAAGUUCCAUUGGUUUUCAUGGUGACUGCUCUGCUUAUAAAAAUUGCACCAACUUGUCUGUUAACAAUACCUUAUAAAAAUCGCCCCCAUUGCCUUCACAUUGCAGAUGUUAGUGUGAAAUUCAUGACACUAUGUCUCAAAUGGCCUCUCAAAGAGAUCUGUUAUUUACCAUAGAAAAAUGUGUUCUAUGGGGGAAGGGAAGCUCCUUCAUACAAAAGAGCUUACAUCUGACCCUCACACAAAGGAUUUGAUCACCAUUCAGUGCUGUGCUUAAUCAGUCAUCCAUUUAUGUGAGAUAGACUGUCUGUCCUAAGUCCAACGGUUCUAAAAUCAUAUUUACUAACCGACCUGAUAAAAUAGUUCUGUACAUAGAAUUAUUAAAAUGUGUGUAUAUAGUGCAAACGGGUAUAAUGCUAACACUAGAGGAGGUACAGUAAGCGCUGUACAUAAACUCACAUUUUUAGUUAAAGGAGACUCGUCGUCUUCCCUUUUACUAACAUUCUGCAUAUAUUGCUUCUGAAGCUAUCACUGAGGUAAAGAGUGCAGGAGAUAGGCGUUACGUUUUUCAUGAGUCAGUCUGGUUCUUGUGCUGUCCAGGCGUACACACUUAGGCAAUUCUUUCAUGGUGCCUUAUGCACACACAUGCCCUCUUUCCACCCGUGUGCGGGAUCAUCAGGGUAAAAAAGAUCAUUUGUUAUUCUAUGCCGAGCUUUGAGUUGACAACUUGACUUAUUGUGUGUACAGAAUAUGUAUACAUAAUGUUGAUAGGAGGAACGCCAGCCGUUGUGCUUACUUAAAAUCCAUGAUGAGAAGGGAUAUUCUUAAGCUAUGUUAAUAAAAUAGGUGAAUCGGUUUUAAAAAUGUUUUCUGUUUUGUUUGGGAAUCAGGUGAACACCCAUCCCGUAAUCCUUAUGUUUGUGUAGUAAUUCCUGGAAUAAUUACUACUUGACCUGUACGUGGGAGUCACUUGCGUGCACUGCACAUUGUCAUUGCGAACAUGGUAACAGCAUGACACUUCCCAAACAUGUCACAGACCAAGCUCUCUCAAAGCACAGCCUGGAAUCUGUAUUUGCAGUGGAAUCUUUUCUCUCUAGAAUACAGAUUUUGUUGAUAUUUGGACUAAAGUAUCUAAUUCAGAAACCUGCUCAACUCUGCUUAAGUAACAGUUUCUCUGAAUUUUGCAGUGUACAUUUAAACUCCCAGCACUGAUUUAUUCACUAGACCAUUAUUUGUGUUGUGCAUCAUUACAAAGAGCUCUCCACCAUAAGGACAAUCAUUGCUUUAUGUUUGUUGAAAUUCAGAGUGGAAAAUGGACCAUCUGUAGGAUGGCUGCACUGUUUACAGUAACUUUGUGCUUCUUUGUAGACAUUACAUGGGUUUUAAGUAUACAAACGUCCAAUCCCUUGGGUUUUGAAAUCUGAUCUCUGAGUAAAUAUUAGCGUAGUUGAUAUUGCAAUCCUAUGACCCUUGUAAAUAAUGUGAUUGAUAACUAUUGUUAUUUUUGGUGUUGGGUAGAUGAUCCACCCAACGCUUAUCAAUUAGAAAUCUUGUAUCUAUGGAGAAGCUAUAAACGUUUGGUAACUUGUUUUGGAAACUUAAUUGAAUAUCCCUGUAAUGUCCCCCAGAAUACAUUUUAUUUUGAUUCUAAGAAUACAGUGCACAAAGAUGUUCUUUUUGGGAACAUGUUCGUGGAUCAGAGCUGGUGUAAUCUUCCACUUAAUAUCUUGCUUAGCAACAGAGUCCAACAUAGCAUCUCAUCUCAGCUUUUAUGCGAUUACACUGGUAAUGGGGCAGGGAAUGAAAGGCAACAUUAUGGAUCCUUGUGAGGAUGUGAUGCUUUGCAGCAGCGAUUAUCUGACAGAUUAAGGGGAUUGUUGACGAGCUGUGGUUAUCUUCUGUCACAGCUCGAUAUUUUUCCAUGGAUUGUGAUAGCAACAAAUGCUGUUGCUAUGGCAAGUCCCCAGCCACAUACCCUGCAUUCUUCCUGUUGUUUGAAGGUUUCAGUAAUCAGAGUCCAUACACCCUCUUACAUCUACUGCCCAGGACUUUCCUAGCUUAAAAAAUACAUUCUGCUUCUUCAGGGAGUGACUUGGGCCUUGUUGGUAAUUGUGUUUAUUUUACAAUAAAAAUUUUUUUGCAUUGGAAACCUGAGCACUGCCUGCCCCACCUAGGCUGUCGGCUAUAACGUCACACGUGAUGGGUAUCACAGUGUCAUGUCUGUGUACAUACGUACACGUUAAGGUAUGAGAGCGCUUGACAAUGUUACAUAGUUUUUGCAAUACUCAGACACGUAUCCUGGCUGGGUUGAGCCUGCCUCUAAGCAGGUUGGCUUAGUUUAUAGCAUAUGGGAACUUGAAAAUACCACAGUCCUCCACAGAAAAACAGGCAUUUUAUUAGCAUUUCAAAAAGCAUGAAAAAAUAAGCACACUAAAAACAAUUUCAUAUUAAACAAUUUCAUUUUAAAUAGAUAUUAAAAAAAGAUCCGCUAAUAAUGUCUACAUCUACAGAUCCUGAGCCAAAUAAGAGGACUUUGGGGACUCCCGAAUUUUGUCCUAAAUGCCUUUGUCAAGACAUACUUUGAUUCUAUCUGUAAUGUUAAUAUAAUGUGUCUUUUACACAUGUUACAUUCAUUAAAGGGGCAAUUUAAGCAGAGCUUAAAAAUUCCUACUAGCCAUUGGCAAGUCAAAAUUCAGAAUUCAAACAGAAAACACAACAGUGUGGUUACAGGCGCUUAGUUUGUGAUUAUUUGGUAAUGAAUCUGUGUAGCAGCUAGGAAGACACUUUGUGAACACUCCAAACAGCCCACCAACAAUAGAAAAUUCACAAAGAAGCACUCAACGUUUAGGUGAAAAAAAAAUAAUACAUAUAGUGUAUAACUGUAAGCAAAUAGUGGAUGUAUUAUCAAAGGUGAUAGAACCUUUCCGGGUAAGUAGUCAAACCUGUAGUUGUUAUAGUGCCAGCAGUGUGAUGGCACCCUGUAUGCCCCUCUCCCCCAUGUUUAUAAACACAUGACUACUUACCCACCACAUGCCGCUUUACACUUCCUUUUUGCUGGAAGGAGAGCCAGAAACCACCUCUUAGGAGCCUUGGCUUUUGUGAUAUUUGAAAGGGGGUGCCAGGGCACUACUCGCACUAUAACCACUACAUAGUACAGCAGUGCUUAUGCUUCUUGGAGUGUUCCUUUACUUUUAUCAUUACAAUGUAUUGUAGUGGUUAUAGGGGACUUAGUCUUUGGAUACAGGUAAUACUUUUAUUUUUGUUUUGUCAAAUCCUAAGUAUCUAUAGGUCCUAGAGUCCAUGGAACUACAGCUAGUAGAAUCACUGUGUGCAUCCUUAUUGUUGGUGUUCCUUGCCUGUUAAUAAUGCCACAUUCUAAUUUUCCUUCCUAUAACGUUUAAUGACUUUCUGUCCAGUGGGUGGAUUUGGCGUAUCUGUGUGAGGAAACAGCUAACGUUUUGUUCUGGAGUCUUACAGAAGGCUUGGAUGAGAGCCGCUGUCCAGGCUUUUAAUAGCUCAGUGCUUGGUCAUGGAUAUGUUACUGACUGUGUAGUUACAGGGAAGUACAAAUCCAGUCUCCUCCUCCUAUUUUUCUUUAUUCAUACUGCUUAUCUUGGGAUAUUCCAUCCAGCACAAACAGAUGUACACAUGGGGAUACACUGUGUGUAUGUAGUGGAUCUGUUUAUUGUUCCUCAUUAAGACAUUCAUUUGUCUUCCAUGUGUCCUGACCUCUGCCUCUUGUUUAUAAUCCUGUGGUUGGUGCCGAAAGUGCCCUUCUUUGGUAAUACUGUGACCUUUGCCAAAGUGCUACUAUCCCUUUGUAAUGUUGUGGCUGUUUAUCUUUUCAUGACAAUAAGAACAAAAAAUAGAUGUAUGCCCUUAAAAUAACAGCAAUACAAGAAUAUGCAAGUAUGUAAUAGUUUAUUAUUGUGACUACAGUGUAAUAAACAAAGGCACAAAAUGCAUCUUUGCCAUGACAAUUGCCCAACAUAUAAUUAUUAUUACUUUGUUUGAAAUUAGAGAACAUGGCACUCUGCCUACACUAUAAAGACCUGCUCAAUGAUGCCCCAUAGUCCCCCUUCAAUUUAUAAAUAGUCCCCCUUCAUUUGCAUUAUCCCUCCUGGAACAUCAACCCUGUUACAUCUUUGUAACAUGAUGUAUUCCAUGUACUUGAGAUUCACUUUACGGCCAUUUGUCCGAAAUAGAGUGCAGCCCUCUCAACACAGAGCACCCAGAGGUGUGUAAUUUGUGAGCAGUGUUCUUACGCAUUGAAAAUAAACUGGACACUGCAGGUUAAUGUAGUGGAUCAGGUGUCAAAGGGUUGUCCCUGCAUUCUUAGCACUUGAAACACCGCCUUAUCAGAGAAAAGGCAGUGUUUACACUGCCUAGUAACUCCUUUAGUGACAGUGUGCAACACCUACAUUCAGCAUCUCCACGCUCUGCAUGAGACGCUGAACACUGCCCGUAGAGAUGCAUUGAUUCAGUGCAUCUCUAUGAGGAGAUGCUGAUUGGAGUAGCACAGCAUUUUGCUGCGCAUGCGCAAUAGCGUCCCAAUGUUUUCCUAUGGGAAAGCAUUGAAUUGUCUGAGAUCCUCAAGAUUGAUGAUCUCAGCCAUGGAGGCGGGACCAGCCAUGGCGAGACUGGUGUGGUAAAAACAGUAAGUAAAGUAACUUUUAUCUCAAUUAUGUAUUCCAGCACAUAGGAAUACGUUUGUAUUUCUGACACUACAUAGGGUUCCUUUAACCACUGCUACUGUAUGGUUAUUGAGUGAGAUUUAAAUAGAAUGUGACUGGUUUGUCAAUGUUUUUGUUCCAGCAUUGUGUUGUGUAUUGCCUAUGUAGCGUCGCCUACAUUUCAAGCACGCCACUUAACAAAUAUAUUACAUCACAUGUGAAAUAAAGUUUCUGGGCAAACCUUUUACCUGUCCUCUCCUAAAAUGAGUAAUGUAUUGUCCCUUGGUAAAAGAAAUGUGAUCGAUAACACGGAAAAUUCCCUGCUUGUGAUUUACUUAAAAGGAAAUGUAACAAAUAGGUGUGAUAGACUGUGUUUUGAAAGCAACAAUGAGUCGAAAUCCCUAUAUUGUUUCAGCAAUGAAUAGUUUUUAUAUUUAUUUUGCAGAAUGCGAGCGAUCACAGUUUCACGUGUAGAUUUAUGUUUACUGGGUGUUGAACACUGAUUUAGAAACUUGUUUUAAAGAGAAAAAUGUUUUUAAGUGUGGUAGCUUAGUGCAAAUGAGCAAUAUUCUCAGAAAAGGGAACUUGCUUUCUACAUGUUAAACCACCAUUGAUUUGGUCGAUGAUAUCAAGGUUUCUAAAAACUAUCUGCCGCCUUGCACAGGUGGAACACAGCGGAGUUUGCUGUUAACAUUUGGUCUAUAGAUAAUUGCUCUGACAAAUGAAAAUUUUUGUAUUUAAUUCCGAAUAAAAUAGACUUAUUGCUCAUUAUAAGCCGCUACAAACAUGAUGAAUGUUCUAAAUGCUAGAGAGGUUUUAAUGAUUUAUUAUACUUCCCAAUCAAGUUAAAGGAAGUCAGAAUGUACAUGACGUUCAACUAUGCAGGACAAUUACCCAAUUUAGAUUCUACUUUUUAAGCCUUGGCUCAGUAUUUGCCCUCCUAAAUCACAUCACAUGCAGAUCAUCAACCUAUUGUUUCUGUAACAUUUAAUUGUCUUAUUUAUUGUAACAUGGCUCUCUUUGUAAACCGCUGAGGAGUAAGUUGGCGCUAUAUAAAUUUAUAAUCGCAAUCGAUCAUAUUUGUCUUUGCUCUUUGUGAUUUCCCCGGCAGUACGCAGGGCUUAGCUCAUUGACUGAGAGAAAAAUAUACUACUGUGUAGAAGGAUUAUUGGAUAUCUGGAAUGUUUUUACAGUGGGCAUAAUAAAGAUAAACCGUGAAAUAGACCAGUUAGUAGAUAUCUGUGAGUUUUAUGUAUUUUAUUUUUUAGAAUUCGAGACUAGAUGGGCUGCCUGCCGAUCUGUUACCAAAGCGUGUCUGUGAGAUUUCAUGAUUGAUUACCAGAUUGCUUAGGGUCAUAUGCUUAUCUCUUGUAACAAUAUUGCUUCUUGAGUAUCAUUGACCAUGGCCUCCAGUGAACUGCUAACUGUCUCUUCUGUUUUAUCCAAUGACAGGCCAUAACACUACAGCUAAAGUUCAUGUUAACAUAGAAACUUAGAAUGUGACAGCAGAUAAGAACCAUUCGGCCCAUCUAGUCUGCCCAAUUUUAAAAAUACUUUUAUUAGUCCCUGGCCUUAUCUUAUAGUUCAGAUAGCAUUAUGCAUAUCCCAAAAAAAAAUUCCCUCAUGUUUUACCAAAUCUUGUUCUGAGCUGUCGAAUGACUCUCUAAUGACACUGUCAGAGCUUUACUUACACCGCCGCCAACAAGGUGCAUUUUCUCUGCACAUACAUAUUCCAAGCACUAUGAAAACAGAGGUGGUCAUGGUGUUUGGAGAAACCCUUUAGUAAUCCUGUUUUAGCACGUUUUUCUUAUGUUUAAAUUCGCUCGCAACUUGUUUAUGCUCUCCUGUGGCAAAUCCUCAUUGAUUUGUGUUGGCUUUCCACUGUUAGGCUUCAAUGGUUACUCUAAACACCAUAACCACAUUAGUGUUUUGAAGUGUGCAUGGUGUGUGGAGUUCAGUGUGCAAAUUUCAGUUUGAAACAUUGCACAUAUAGAGAUAUUUUAUAUUCGUGCCAGAAGUGUAACUCCACCUACCGUAGUGUCUUUAUGCUGUCAUUAACCAGUCCAGAACCAGAGUUCCGGGCCAGCUAUUCUCAAUUCAGUACAUGUUUCUAUGCACAGACAGCCCAGCUGACGCUCUACCAGGGCUUGAUAUAUCCCAGGUCGCCAUGGCGACCAGGAAAUUUUGUCCUUGCGCUUGGGAUCUGUGUACCUGUUCAGCCCCCUAGGUGACAGUCAGCUCAAUGAGGACUGAGUGAAGGAGAGAGGUGGACGGCUCAUUAAGAGUUAAGGUAGGGAGGCAGGUGGCUGACCUGGGGAAUGAGGGGGCAGCUGGGUGGCUAAUGGAGAGCUGAGGGACGGAGGGGGCGUCCGACUGGCAAAUGAGGGAGGCGGAUGGCUGAUUAUUGGGUGGGAGGGAGCUCUAAUCUCUCUGCUUUUCCUCCUCGCACACCUUGUAGUGAUGCCGGGAUCCGGGUUAUGACAUCACUCCGGCUCACUAAACCGUGCGCGAGAAGGAGCAGAGCAGUUAGAUGACAGCAGCCCCACUGGACGCCAGGGAAAGCCUAUCAACUCCAGCUCUCCAAAGGUAGGGAGAGCGGGUGGAUUUACAUUAAAAUAAAGUCAUUAUUUGUGCGUGUGUGUUUGUCUGUGAUUGUGUGUGUCGGUCAGUGAGUGUGUAUUUCUUCCAAUCACAUGGGAAAGGUGUAUUUACUUACCAUUUUUCCCACGCUGGGCUGAUGACGCCGCGGAUGGUCCCACCUCCAUGGCUGAGAUUAUCAAACUUGACGAUAUCAGCCAAUCCAAUGCUUCCCCAUAGGAAAGCAUUGGGAAACUAUUGUGCAUGCACAGCUCUCCAAAGGUAGGGAGAUUGGGUGGAUUUACACUAAAAUUUAAAGUCAUUAUGUGUGUUCCCUCCAAUCACAUGGGAAAGGUGUUUUUACUUACCAUUUUUCUCCCCUCCAUGGCUGAGAUCAUCAAUCUUGAUGAGCUCAGCCAAUCCAUUGCUUCCCCAUAGGAAAGUAUUGGGAAACUAUUGCGCAUGCACAGCAAAAUGCCACUGCGACAAUUUACCUUCUCAUAGAGAUGCAUUGAACCAAUGCAUCCCUAUAGGGAACAUUAACGUAAAUACUGCACAGUAGGAAGCACUCCUAGAGGCUGUCUCAGUGACUGUCACUAGAGAUGUCACCAGGCAGCAAUUUGUUUACAUUGCAAAGCAUUCAGGGACAGUAAAUAGCCUUCAGAACGACUGCAUUAAGUAGUUAUGGUGCUUGAAGUGUUAAUUUAAAAAUUACUUUUUUUGUUUUUUUUUUGUAGGGAGGCUGUAUGUCAAGUGCAGGGAGGUGUGACUAGUUCUGCAUAAACAAAGUGAUUUAAUCCCUAAAUGGCAGAGAAUUGAGUCGUGGGACUCUGGGGGCAUGAUCUAUACACCAUAACUGCUUCAUUAAGCUAAAGUUGUUUUGGUGCUUCUUGGGGAUUUAUUCACUACACAUUAAGUUACUGUGAUCAGAGAAACGAAUUACAAAGCUGAGGUUAAAAUGGCCACGCUGUGUUUAGAAAUGUUAGGAUUCGCUGUUUUAGCCUCAAUUGAGCAGUUCAGUUUUCAUUUUGCUUAAAUUCUGUGUGCUACGUAUCUUAACAGGUGUCCAAACUAGAGGAAGAGGACAUGCUGAAUGUCUCUCGGUAAUCGUUCCUGCCAGUAAUCGUUAACUUGGGAGAAACCUGUACUGCUGACGAGAACAGGGUUAAACCCAUAUGUAGUACUCACCUUCCCUGCAGGCUCAGUUUCCUAAUUUGAAUAAUACCAAAGUGAUAAAUUGAUAAGCUAUUGUCUGGCUAAAUUACGUCAUUACUUGAAGCCCAUUUGCUGUCUCGUCAUUCCUUUCCAUUAUGCAAGUUGUAGGAGUCUGGUUCUUCCUCUCCUAAUCAUUGCAAAAGUGUUUCCUUAACUUAUAAUUGGAGUCCAUUUCCUUCUGAUUGGAACCACCCGUUCUGUAGCCUGCCUGAUAUUGCACAGCUCAGGACAUUCCCUUCGACUUUAGGAGAAAGUGAAAGUGGCGCCUUAAACGUCUUUCAAUGUGGAAAUGUAAAACAAAAAGAAUGGAAAAAUAGGAACUAUUUAAAUCCACAUAGGGAGAGGGAUAAAGACAUAACAUCCUCCAGUAUAUUAUCCAACCGGAGCAUGCUGCCUUCGUCCUCUCACCUGUGUGCUCCCUCGUGCUUGACCAGUUGUAUAUCUGUUCUUGUGAGUGUAGAGGGCCCUGCUUACAAAAUGACAAUUUAGCUAGCUAUCACAGCCUAUGUCCGACGUCUCCUCUUUAUAGAACUAUUUUGUUCUACUGCUGUCGGUUGGCCAAGUCUUUGUGUUUUAUUCAUGUUCGUAUAGCCUGAUGUCUCUCCUAUUUUGCUGUACAGUCCUCUGCCAUCUAUGCUGAAUAUUGGAUCAUAUGCCAUGCUUGGCAAACUGGGGAAAAAAAUAUAGUCUCAAUCAUCAUGAACUGUCACUUGGCUCCCAAUGUAUUUACUCUGAUUAUUAGGAUGUUUAGUCCACCACCAAUUUCAACGUUUGUGUGAUAUCUGCCGUUCUCUCCCUUCCUGGCAGCUCUAAGCUUUUUGUGCUGUGGUCUGAACUCGCGAUUGUCCCGUAGAGGUACUGGAAUCCUGAAUGCUGAGUGUGACACUUCGUGUCAGUGCAGUUUGCACGUUUAUUGGUGACUGAUACUGCUUCACGCUUAUUGAGUGUGUACUGACUGUAUAGUACUUAAUGUGAGCCCCCGGUACAAAGUAUACCCUGCGGUGUGUGCGGUAGGACACUGGAUACAGUGCUCCAUUAUCCCUGCGCAUGGUGUUCCUUUUUUUUGGACCUGUUUGUUACUAGUGCACAUGAUUGUGAUGCCAGCAUGUCUACAGUUAUAACCCGGUUAAUUCUUGUGUCAAGUACACUAAAACAGAGAAGGGAUGUACAUACAGAGGGGGGUGUAACAAAUCCAGAAUAAACAUAAAAUGACUACAGACGUUCUGCAAUAAUUCAGAUAGGACAUCCAUUGUUUGAAAUCCAGUGAUAAAGUAGGAGACUCACAAAGAGCUGACAAUCUAGUUUUCUAUUUGAAGCAUGUGCUUCGCAGAACUGAAAACUUAGUAAAAUAAUGGAAAAACUCUGCCAGGCGGAGCUUACAAUUGAGCGGUACAUCAUGGGAGAAUGAUCAGAGAGCUAAUAGUACAGGUUUUAUGGGAGGUUCUGCCACCCAGACAUUACAACACAAUGGUUUAAUGAGAAAGCCUUACCCAAGUAAUGCUUUGUUUGAUUACAUGUUUGUAAGCUUUCUCAGGGAACUAUAAAGUGUUAGGAGGUUUCCCAAUAAACAUACCGUCUAUUAAUAAAACUGAUCCAGAUUUCACCGUUGCAGUAGUGUAAAGACUUGUUGCUUGUUCAGAGUGCGUUGAUGAAAAUGCAGUUAUUUUGACUUUUGAAGCUGGCUGUUUAAAACAUUGAGCUUAUCUAAGUUUUGAUUAACUUUUAACCUAUAGUUAUUAGUCUGCUUGCACACUGAGAUACCUGUUUCUCUAACAGAGAAGGCAUUUCUGUUCUCCCCUCCAGUGGUGAUGCAAACCGUGUGUGUGCCCCAAUUGCGUCCAAGAUGUACCAUCAAAUCAUUGCUCUGGUAGGAUACAGUUGUUCUGCAAAGAGACCCUUUCUAAUUCUGUACAUGUUUCUCUUUUGCAGGAUCUGGCACCGUGGCAAAGACUGCUUCGUCUGAGGUGAGGCACCAUCUCUGGAGGGGAGGGGGUGGCAAUAUUGGUUUAAAAGGAUUUUCGCUUCCAAUCAAAUCGCUGAUUAAUCCUCUGCAGAGACGCCACAUUGAAUUGUCCAUGGUUCUGCCUGGUCCUGUGAUUGUCUGUUGGCUAUAAGGUAGAUGUGAUAUUGGCACAAUUAACUGGAUGCUAAGCCACUGACUGCAUCACCAUAAUCCCUCUCAGGCUAAGGCUUGAGCCCUGUACAUUCAAUGUGCAUCUCCUUUCAUGGGUGGGGAGAAUUUCUCUGAUCUCAGGGUGGAAUGAGCCUCUGGCCCUCUGGAAGAAAACUGACCAUGUAUUCUUUUGCUGGUAGAUGCCCAGCUCUUCGAAUCAGUUUGGUGUGCAGACUAUGAAGAAGAUUGGUCACAGAGGGGUGGACUCAACGGGAGAGACCACUUAUAAAAAGGUUAGCACGGGCAUCUGGUGGCAGUUACUCUAGGGUAAUUUUGUUGGCAUCUUUCAAAUUUCCUUUUUAAUUUCCUUUUUUAUUUUAUUUUUAAAUAUGUAAUUGUUUCCCCACCGAAUAGUAGUUUUUACGCCCUUCAUACUCUCUCUUACGCAGACCACGUCUUCUGCCUUGAAGGGUGCCAUCCAGCUUGGCAUUACACACACCGUGGGCAGCCUCAGCACCAAGCCGGAGAGAGAUGUUCUCAUGCAGGAUUUCUACGUGGUUGAAAGUAUCUUUUUCCCCGGGUAUGUUGAGCUUCUUUUGGAUUCCGACUUUUGUCUUUUAAAGGGGUCACAUUGUGGUUGGGUAUUUCUCAGACACAGUUGCUUGACUGAAAUACAAGUUUGCAAAACUUCAUCAACCUAUCCGAUUGUAAAGGAAAGAAUGUAAUAGUGUUUUUAAAUAAGUAAUAACAUUCCAUUUGAUGAUAAUGCUUUGAUGCUUAUAAUGGAUAAUAUACAAUCCCUUUCAUCAGCAGGGUGGAUAGAUAACAUAGUUUUAACAAAAUCUUGUUUUCUUGCAGUGAGGGGAGCAAUUUGACUCCUGCCCAUCAUUAUAACGAUUUCCGCUUUAAGACAUAUGCUCCUGUUGCAUUCCGCUACUUCAGGGAGCUUUUUGGCAUUCGACCAGAUGACUAUUUGGUAUGUACAGUAGGACCCUAUGCUAAAGAAGCAUUCUGAUUGGCUUGCAUACCGAAAGGUUUAAGAGGGAGCCUGACCAGACGGCUAACAAUUCAUAAUCACUGGAGUUUGUAGUCUAGUGGUACAGAGGCUCUGCUCUAAGGAGUGAAAAAUAUAUUGUUAUAAUGUUAGAGCCUAAUCAAAAUGUUGAGAUUGUAAUUAGAUAAUUGAAGGCACCUCAUGCAAAAGCAUAGUGUUGGAAUAUUCUUUAUAUACCUUUUUAUAUACACAUGGAGCCAAACUAGUGAAACUAGUCAUCGGAGCUUUCAGUCUGCUUGUGUAAUGUGAGUCUAGUGAUUAAGUAGACUCUGUUACCCCUAGAAAUUGUCUAGCAUAGAGCUAAUAUUAAAUCUUUUCCCCUUUUUUCCCCCCCACAGUAUUCUCUCUGUAAUGAGCCCCUCAUUGAGCUGUCUAACUCGGGGGCCAGCGGGUCCCUAUUCUAUGUGUCUGGGGAUGAUGAAUUUAUCAUUAAAACAGUUCAGCACAAGGAGGCAGAGUUCCUUCAGAAACUGCUGCCUGGAUAUUACAUGGUAAGAGACACGUAUUACUGUAUAUACGGCUGGACACUGCUGAUUUAUUUUAGGUGUUCAUUUGCAAUAAUUGGAUUGCUGUUGCUAUGUUUAACUUUGUAAAUAUUCUGUGUAUUGUAGCUGCAAUAUUUAAUUUGUCUCAUCCCACUGGAAAUGCUUGAUCAUUAAUUAUUAAAAAAACAAUUGCUCUGAUUUUUUUUCUUCGUCAGAACCUGAACCAGAACCCUCGGACCUUGCUCCCCAAGUUUUAUGGACUAUACUGUGUGCAGGCGGGCGGAAAGAAUAUCCGUAUAGUUGUGAUGAAUAAUUUGCUUCCCCGUUCCGUCAAAAUGCACUUGAAAUAUGACUUGAAGGGCUCAACGUACAAAAGGCGAGCGUCCCUAAAAGAACGAGAGAAAAGUUUCCCCACCUACAAGGACUUGGACUUCAUACAGGAUAUGCCAGAUGGACUUUUCUUGGAUCCUGACAUGUACAGUGCUCUUUCAAAGACCAUCCAACGAGACUGCCUGGUGAGGGUGCUCAGAGUGUAUUACGAUGGUUUGUAAUGGAAUAUGUGGAGGGGUCCCUACUUUCCCUAAAUAAGAAUGUUGAUUGCUGUCCAGCUGUGAAAUAUUCUGAUGGCCAUAUUAAUGGAGCUUUCUCGAGUAUGGUUCUAGAGUAAACAUUGCUUUGUUCCUCAGGUUCUUCAAAGCUUCAAGAUUAUGGAUUACAGCUUGCUUGUGGGUGUCCACAAUAUCGACCACGCUCAGAAGGAGAGUGCAAUAGUGGAUGGACAAAACAAUUCUGAUACAAAGCGGCCAGCGGCACAGAAAGCCCUUUACUCCACUGCCAUGGAGUCCAUUCAAGGGGAGGCACGGCAUGGCGGUUCCAUUGAGACUGACGAUCAGUAUGUUUGCCUCAUUUAAUAUUUCCAUGCUUACAAUAUAAAAAUUGAGCUCUUUUGUUAUAUGUUAAGGAAAGUUAAAUAGUCAGUUGUCUAACCUUCGGGCCUUGUAGAGAAAGCUUCAUACCACUAUUCUGCUGUGCUAUUGAGAAAGGCUUUUCAUGGUUUUGUAUCAGAAAACGAGGAGUCUUUUUAACAGGAAACCUGUUGAUAUUUGGCUAAUUCAUAUGUAACACUGUUUUGUGUAUAAUGACAAUGUUUUUCUCCCAGGAUGGGUGGUAUUCCGUCUCGUAACGCCAGAGGGGAACGUCUCUUACUGUAUAUUGGAGUUAUUGAUGUGUUACAGUCUUACAGGUCAGUGACUUUUAUUAGAUGUAGCGCUCGAGAGCCAAACUACAGCCCUAAAAAGGAAUACAUUACCCUAACUAAAAUAUUAAUACUACUCCCCUGUUUCUGAGCACAGUUUGUGUAUAGUGUGUGUAGGGAAACUUGUGCAAUGUCCACCCUGUAGGCUUUCCCCUGUGUAUAUCACCCUCCAAAUAUAGGGGACUAGUCAAAGUGUGAAAUAAUAGAACAUAUAUAAAUUAUUGAUGAGAUGCCCAAGCUAUUUAAGCAGUCCUAAAGAUGAAACAUACCACAAAAUGAUUAAUUUGCAGUAUUUUUUUUUACCUAUAUUUAAUUGGUAAGAUUUGAUUUUGCAAUCUUUUUCUAAGCCUUGUACCUAUCUGGGCUUCAACUUUUCUUAUGUCAAGUAUAGACAUGUGCAUGUAUAUAUGUAUAUUCCUUUACUUUAUAAUCCUCCAUCAUUUCAGCUGGAUUCCAUGUAGUAUAGCCCUAUGCCAAUCCUAGAUAUAUGUAAAUCACAGUACUAUAAUAUCCUCUACAACUUCGGUUAAAGGGGAUAUCGGGAUUCAUUCUUAUUCUACUAAUCUAUUACAUGUUAAGUGUUCUAUCCUUUGAAAGACGUCCCAGUUGUCUUUAUGUGUAGAUACUGAUUGUGUGAUACUUCUCACUCGUCAGAAAUUAGACCAAUUAGGCUCUUAUUGUGUUUGCGUUUUGUUUUUGUGUAGAUUUAUUAAGAAACUGGAGCACUCGUGGAAAGCGCUGGUGCACGAUGGGGUGAGUCUGUUACUCCUGUAAUAGCCUAUAUGUCUGUGCAAUGUCAUGAUUGAAUCCUCACACUCCUCCUUUCCUCUCUGUUUUCCCAGGACACAGUGUCUGUUCACAGGCCGGGAUUCUAUGCUGAACGCUUCCAGAGAUUCAUGUGCAACACGGUUUUCAAGAAGAUUCCAUGUGAGUUUAUCUUCAAUAUUUCUGUCCUAAAAAUAUUCUAGAGAAGGAUAGAAUGAGGCUCCUGUAGUCUAAACUAUAGUUCUUCCAUUCCCUGGAAAUGAGUUGGCAUGGAGCAGUAGGACAAGAAUAGUCUCCUGGUCUGCAAGUUGAUAUGUUUCACUACCUAAAUAUGAGCUUUAGAGUAAGAUGAUUGACUGGGGAUAGAUAAAUCUUAGCUGCAAUCCUGGGCCGCAAAUAAGAGAUGUUAACGCACAUUGAGAGAGGCUUAAAGCCCAAAUGUGUGCAAUUUGUUUAUUAAAGGGUAAGAGUGUUAUUGUAAUGGGUUCAGCUUUAACACAGUGUCUGUUACAUCUCUAUAACUGUAUGAUUUUUAACUUAAGCAUUUAAGUUCAAGAUCUAGAGGAUUUAGACUAAAGUUGUAGAGGGUACGUGGCUGGGUACAUCGCUGAAUUCGCAAAAAACCCAGACAAUGACAUCGCUUCUGGAGAGGGGAGCGAGUGCAGGUAAAGGUGAGAUUUACCUACCUGAACCUGUCCCUCGUGGACGCGGCCUAAUUGAUCUGGCAGGUUCUCAGAGCUGCAUGAACAAGAGUACAGCAUUGACGUCUGUGGGUGUGACCACGGGAUCCUCCAUAGACAGAGACGUCACUGGUGACAGCUGUCUGAGUUGUCGGUUAGACUCUGCCAAAGUCCUUACUUUGUCUCUGUAAAUCUAUUGACUGGGUUGGAAUUUUGGUGAAAUUCCAACACAGUCAAAAUUUGUAUUUCAAAAAGAUUCUAAUGUAGUUGUUCUGGUGUUUGUAGUCUGUCCCUGCAGGCCUUUCAAUGUAAACACUGCUUUUUCAGAGAAAAGGCAGUGUUUAUGUUACUGCCCAGUAACCCCUUAGUGACAGUAACUCAAACGGUUACUACAGGUGCUUCUUUUGUCAGUGCUAAAUGUUCCCCAUAUAGAGAUGCAUUGAUUCAAAGCAUGUCUAUGAGGCGAUGCUGAUUGGCAUGGCGUUUUGCCACACAUGCACAAUAGACUCCCAAUGCUUUUCUGUGGGUCAGCCCUGGGAAGAAAGGGUGAGUAAAUCACAUUUUUACUGCACAGAUAGGGACCCUGGGAACCUAUUAUAUUUAAACCCAAACAUUAUUUUAGGACUAUAGUAUCAGGAAUACAUGUUCUUAUUCCUGACACUAUAUUGUUUUUUUAAAACCAACCUGCACUAGAAGUAGAUGACACCCAGGGAGACCUAUAGUCAGAGAAACUAUAAACAGGUAGUUAUAUCCUAACUGUCGGCAGCUAAGUUGUGAAUUAAAAUGAGCUCACUUAGUGUUGGGGCUGAGACUGUGUAUACAUUUGAAGUCUUUCUGGUAUGGGGUGUGUGGCUAAGGAGUCAGGCAUACGGUGCAGCAUUAUGCUAAACAUUGUUUUAUCAUUUAUUUUUGUAUGAAAAACAAAGAUUUUAGCAUUAAAAAUAAUAUAGCAUAUUAAUGAGUCAAAAACGACCAAAUGCAUUCAAGUUGCAUUGGAGUUACCAUUUCAAGAUUAACAAAUGCAAGAAAUAUGUAUUUAACAUAUUUGCAUGUGGCAUUUCUUGAUCAUAGUUUUAGGCUUCAGAUAGACACAGUGAAAAGUUUCCACGUUCUAUUCUCAGUAAAAGCAUCACCUUCUAAGAAAAGCCGGACAAUGCCUGGUUUGACACGCAGAGCCACCCAGAGCGCAGUGCCCACUCAUUUACAGCUGACUGGAGAGUCCAAGCAGUACCUCGCAGUUGAAGGAGAUUUGGAACAAGGUGAGUCACCAGUUAUUGCCUUUAUCAUUGUACUCCUUCCUGCACCUCUCUCUACUCACAGUGGAUUUUCGUUUAGGUGCACACUUAGGAAGGCCAGACCUCCUUCCCCGAACCCCACCUGUAGAUGAAGCUGCCAGUGACUCACUAGCGACCACUUUAUCCACAUCCUCGUUGGGCAGUGGAGGGUUAAAUUCCCCUGCACACAGGUAUCUUUAAUGGGCUUUGAUAAAGAAUAAAGCUGCAUCCAGAGUACUCUGCCUACAACUAAACCCUUUCUCUCUGUUUUCCAGGUCUGUGGGAGUGGAGGUGCACAAAUCAGAGGUGCCAGACUACGACUUACAAACUCGACGCAGCAGUGGCAUCUCUGACACGUGAGUUAAGCAACUGUCAAGCCUCAUUCUGAUCUUUCAAUCCUCACUACCACCUAACCAAUAGCCUUGUAUAGGUCAUUUCACUGUAUUUCCAUUUCUUUUUUUUCUUUUUUUUUAUGUAUGCGUUUGUUUUUUAUAAUAAUUAAAUUUAGUUAGGCAAACUGAACCGUAAUAAAACACAAAUGUAGUAGUAAUGUCAAUCAUGUAAUAUUCAAGAAAAGGGAAAUAAAAUUAAAAAAAUCAAUUAAUUUUAUUCUUUACCAUCUUUGGACAGGUAGCCCCAAGCUUCCCAACUUUGCCUUAAAGGACACCUAUAGUCACCCAGACCACUUCAGCUCAAUGAAGUGGUCUGGGUGCCAGGUACCCCAGGUUUUAACCCUGCAGAUGAAAACAUAGCAGUUUCAGAGAGGCUAGAGGCGCUUCCCCGACGCUCAAUGCAAAAAUCGCAUUGAGCACGCAGAAUGUCCAUAGAAAAGCAUUAAGAAAUGCUUUCCUAUGGGCGGUUUUAAUGCGCACACAGCUCUGGCCGCCCAUUCGGCUUCACUCUGGAGCUGACGUCGGAGGUGGAGGAGAGGUCACCAGCGCAGAGGGAGCCCGGUGCUGGAUAAAGGUAAAUGGCUGAAGGGGUUUUAACCCCUUCAGCCCAGCAGGAGGGGGGCCCUGAGGGCAGGGGGGGACCUAAGGAUUAUAUAGUGUCAGGAAAACGAGUUUGUUUUCCUGACACUAAAAUGGUCCUUUAAUAAAGUCAUACAUACCCCUCUACUUUACUUGUCCUAAUCAGUUCUCCCAAUCAUGUUCUGUUCUGUCACCCUUGACCUGUUACCUAAACCUAGUCACCCACCCCUUCAAACAUCACUCCAUCUUCUCCUUCUUUCCUUCAAAAUACAUGCACGUUGUCUCCACUUGGCAUCAAGACAAAUUCUAAUAAUUUUCAGAGCCUCUUCCAGGUUACCAAAUACCACUCUUUGAAAGCUCAUUCUGGUCACUACUUUUCUUCAAAUCACAUUCCAGUGUAAACAUUCAGUGACUGGCUUUCCCCUUACUUUGUCCUUGGUCACUGUCCCUCUCUUCUAAAACACACACAGGUUUCUUAUUGAAUUUCCUUGUUUGUUUUUUAGUGCCCGCAGACCCAGGGCACCAGAUGAAAUGCAGAUGCAAGGAGGUGGAAGUCAAGAAGAUGAGGAUGAUGCUCUGGAUGUUAACCAAAUUGAGACCGAAAUCUGCUUUGUAAGUAUUUCUUGAUAUGUUUGGUACAUUUUCAUAGUAAAGGAACACUAUAGCACUAAGAAAAUGAACCUGCAUUCCUUACGGUAUAGUGCCCAAGGCCCUAUUUAUACUCAGUACCCCCUUUUUGCAAACUAAAAAUAAUAAAUGAUUACACUUUUUGCAGCGCAAAACUCCCUCUGUUCUGCUGCCAGCUCCGCCUCACACGACAUCAUAAGAGUCAGCCCCUAUGGGUGUGGUUAACCCCACAAUAUAAACAUUACAGUUUCUACAAAAUCGCAAUGUUUUAUAUACCAGGGUUAAAACUAUAGGGCAGCUGUACCCAGACCACUUGAUUGAUAUAAAGUGGAGAAGGGAGCAUUUAUUGGUCCUUUAAAAAACCCAUAUGACCCAGAGGUUUGUGGUUUUUUUUGGAAACGUCAUGCUUGUCAAUGGUGCUACCAUUUACAGAAUGAAUCUGCAUUAAUGUAUAAUAAAAUGGAUUGACAGAGGUAUGAAUAAAUAUCACAGGGGCUGUGAAUAGAUUGCUCAGAAUUUAGCUUGCAGCUCAUAGGCUAGGGGCAUGUUUUGCUUGGCAGAGAAUUCUAAAGAUAAAUAUAAUUUAUAGAAUGCAUUGUAAAAAUAGUAGAAAUUUGACACAUACUGUAGAUUGAGUAAUGCAUUGAAGUAUAGUGAGGUAUGGACAAUGUUGGUGAAUAUGUAUGUGACACAGACAAAAUAAUGGACAUGAUCUGCAUUCAACAUAUUCUUUUUGUUUCCACAGUGAGAUGGAAUAAGUGGAUUGCUGACAAUUGCACGCUGCAUUCGUGAAGCUCUGCUGACAGAGUCCGGAAGAGGACACUACUUCUGCUGCUCAGUUUUCGUAACGGAAUCUGUGCUGUCAGUAACUGAACUUACUUUGCCUCCUCUGCCCUGUCCAAGGGCUUCUGUUACAAGCGGUUAAAAUGGCUGCUUUCUGGAAAGGUCACUCGCGGAGGGCGAAGGACUCCUCCAUUUUGCCUUACUCUACAACCCCCUUCGUGGAAAGUGUUUUACGUCUUUUCAUAUUUAAUAUAUAUAUAUUUUUGAAGUAGACCAAUCGUUACACGUAGAACUUGUGGUUUUCUUUUCUUUUUGUUUUUUUGAAGAUGCUUUUGAAAAAAACACGGACCAAAAACAACUUUAAAAAGCAGUUGCUGCCUAUUUUGUGGCUCCUUCCCUUGCAAGGAGCUGUGACCUCAUCCAUCACUUGCCCUGUUGUGUUUAAAAGGGCCGGAGCAUGGUCAGGUGACCUUAUUGCAGUGUUGAAAACGGGUGGCAGUGUGAGGAUGUUACCCUUGGGCGAAUUGAACAAUCGAACUUGCCCAUUAACACCUUUUAACCAAACAUACUGUGCGAACAUACAAGCUCCAUCCUGUCUGUUGCCUUCUGCAUGUGCAUUGACGCCAAAGUCCUUACACCAUAUGUGUGUGUAUAUAGGAGUGACCCAUGCUCUCAUAUUUUUUUAUUUUUUUUCUGCAAAACCUCUCUGCUUCCAGCAGCUCCAAAAUAAAGCACUGGGGGCAGCAAAGAGCGACAUGAAUGUAAAAGGGACUUUCUGUCGGCAAUAAAUGAACUCUGAAUUUUUUUCUCUAUACAGCCCUCGAAGUUUUAUUAUGUAGCUCCAGGGCUACUGUCUGGAGAGCAGGGUAGCCAUCUGGCAUAGCACCACGAUGCAGUUCCACCAUAGCUGCACAGCUACUUUUUGGCCAGUGUGUCUGUAGACUGUGACCCUCCUGGCAGUGAAGGGGUUAGUAUUUGCAUUCAAUGGUUUUUCUUUUCUUUCCGUAAUACUAACUUGGUAAAUUAAAAUGAAAACUCGUACUUGAUCCCUCCAAUCCAAAAUGUACUCUGGGUGCAUGUAGACUCCAUUUAUAAGGUCCCAAAACACUAUAUUUAUAAAUGCCCACCUCUUGCCAGACAAUGGAUAAUUGGUGAUUUUAUGGAUUAUUAUUUUUUUUAUUAUUUUUUUUUUAACCAGUGCUUGGAAUGUCAAAGUUCCAUUUUUAUUUUCUUUGCUACAUCGAUUUUAUUUUAAUUUUAUUUUUUUUGGUUGUUUUCUUUUGCUUAUUUCACAUUGUUUUACUAUUUAUUUAUGUGUUUUAAUUCUUGAUAAAUGAUUGCUCCUGGAGCAGAGUUAUAUAUCUGUAUCUAUAGAAACAUAUAAAGGAACAACUGAAAGAAUGUAUUGUUGGCUGCAGUUAUUUUGUGAUGUGAAGAGGAGCUACAGCUGCUGGAGU
Messenger RNA from Pelobates cultripes (western spadefoot toad), 22754 nucleotides. Lineage: Eukaryota; Metazoa; Chordata; Amphibia; Anura; Pelobatidae. The record is from the annotation of a GenBank genome assembly.